GGUGGCCCAAAAGCUCCAUCCCCCGGCCCAUCUCACCUAAGAUUAUGUCCCACAGAGAAUAACCCCCCAAAUUCUCUGCAUUUAACAGAGAUCUUGCAGUGUCACUCUUCCGUGCAUUUUCGCCGGCGAAAGUUCACCCAUCUCCGAUAACAACCGGCGGUAAUCACUUCUCAGCUAAAGGAUGCUCCAGUCCUGCUCUUGUGGAUGAAAUCUAUACAGCAAAUACCCCGCAUUUAUGUGGACUGAGCUAGGGUGUUUCGGGAAGUUCUCAUUGGAAGUGAAAGAAUGGGAGUCAAGUAGAUAAGCAGAUACAUAACAUCAAAGUUAUCAACAUGGAUAGGGAUUUCUGGACAGCAAAUGGAUCAAGAAAUUUAGAUGUUGGUGAGGUGACUCAUAACAAAUCCUCUAGAUUGGAGCAGAAGCGAUCCCAACGGUGGUUCCUGGAUAGCUCUGAUACAGAUAUUAUUCCCAACAAGAAACAAAUUGUUGAAUUUCCAGGCGACACUUCAUUCUCUGGGCUUCUGACCUCAACCACUUCUCACUGGAAAUAUGCAUCGAAUUCUCAGCCAGUUACUGGCCACUUUCAUGAAAGACCAUUUGACCCAGAAACUGAAAGGGGUAUGAAUUUUGAUCACUGGAAUGCUUCAUCAGUUGGCAUAAGCACUAUGAAUCUGGGAAGAAAGGUUCUUGAAGAUCAAUUUGAGAACAGUUCCUUAUGUAAUCACAAUUCAGGUCUCGACUAUAGUGGCAUUAGGAAAGUCAAGGUUAGCCAAGUCAACGACUCAGAGAAUUACAUGUCUGCUGCAUUAGAAUGCUUUUGCGCAAAUGGUGAUAGUGAUAUUAUGCUACUUUCUCAUCCUUAUAGCAAGGCAGCUGAUGCAUCUUUAACAAUGGGACUCCCAUUCAACAAAAAGGAUGAGAGUGCACUGACUAACACUUUUAACAGGGAGGAUGGCAGUUUGAUAUCAAUGGGUGAAUCCUAUAAUGAGGAUGAUUGUCACAUAUCAAUUGGUCAAAGUUAUAAAAUAGACAAUGACCCUAUGAUAAAGAGUUAUUUUCUAAACAAGGAUGACACUGAUGUUCUGGCAAUGAUGGACAACGAUGCAUUCAAGGAUAGGGAUGAUGUUAUACCAGUUGUUCAGUCUUUCUGCAAGAAUGAUAACAAUGUUACGUCAAUAGGUCAAAUCUUUAACAAAGAAAUUGAUGCUACUCUAUGCAUAGGCAAAAGUGCUGAUGUGAGUUCAUUUUCACUAGGGCACACAUGCAACAGCAUGAGUAACAUGGGUUUACCGAUGGGUCUCUCAUUUAGCAAUGGAGAAAGUACUAGCAUAUCUUUUGGUGGUUUAAAUGAUAAUGAGGACGGAAGUCCUGGUGAAGGACUGGAAUGCAGUCAUGACUUGCUAAUGGUCCAGUCUUCAGUUCUAAAUUCAGAAGCACUAAAUCAGAAACAGUUGAUCGAUUCAAAUGCUGAUUUACUUGCAAGUGAUUCUCAAAUGAUUAGCCAUGUUGAUUCUUUUCCACAUAACAAAGUGGAGCAAAAAGUAAACAGAAAGGCUCCUCUAAACAAUUUCCCAUCAAAUGUAAAAAGUUUGCUAUCAACUGGUAUAUUCGAUGGAGUGCCUGUGAAGUACGUUUCCUGGUCAAGGGAGACGGAGCUUCACGGUAAAAUAAAAGGUUCUGGAUAUCUCUGUGGUUGUCGCUUGUGUAACUUUUGUAAGGUAAUUAAUGCUUAUGAAUAUGAACGUCAUGCUGGUUGCAAAACAAAGCACCCGAAUAAUCAUAUAUACUUUGAUAAUGGGAAGACAGUGUAUGGGAUUGUCCAAGAGCUCAGGAACACACCACAAAAUUUGUUGUUUGAAGUUAUGCAGACAAUUACUGGAUCACCCAUUAAUCAGAAAUCAUUCUGUCUUUGGAAAGAAUCGUUUCUAGCUGCUACUCGUGAACUUCAGCGUAUUUAUGGAAAGGAAGAAGACAAACAGCCACAGUAAAAUGGUUCACUUGCUUUUUAUGCUGUAUCAAGUCUUGUUGUUAUGCUCAGGUGUAUACAUCUUGUGUCAUAUCUUAUAGCUCUCAGUUCUGACGGUCCACUUGUUUAAGAAGUGCAAUAGAUGUACUGUGCAAGCGUUAUGAAUUGUCUCUAGUUCUUAAUGAAAUAUAUUACAGUUUGAAUGGUAGCUAUUGAGGCUCAUGUAAUAUCUAUUUAUGUUAGCUUCAUUCUGUAAAAUGGUUCACUCUUUAUGCUAUAUCAAGUCUUUUUGUUAUG
Messenger RNA from Daucus carota subsp. sativus, 2263 nucleotides. RefSeq lists its product as uncharacterized. Lineage: Eukaryota; Viridiplantae; Streptophyta; Magnoliopsida; Apiales; Apiaceae. Gene Ontology annotation, molecular function: chromatin binding; histone binding; RNA polymerase II transcription regulatory region sequence-specific DNA binding. The coding region runs from base 333 to 1988 and encodes 551 amino acids. The transcript has 6 exons. Gene Ontology annotation, cellular component: nucleus. The record is from RefSeq and is a predicted model, not a curated record. Gene Ontology annotation, biological process: positive regulation of transcription by RNA polymerase II.